Messenger RNA from Vitrella brassicaformis, 595 nucleotides. The record is from the annotation of a GenBank genome assembly. NCBI's taxonomy places the organism in Eukaryota, Vitrellaceae.
CUCUCUCUUUGUCCGAUGCACACUCGUCGAUGGAUCGACGAUGAUGAGAUGGACACGUGAUCAGGCGUCUGCAGUGCACACAGGUCAUGACCAGGAAGAAAGACUCGUUGAAUGUGUCUCGUGCGCUGACUGACCGAGCUCUUGCGGUCUGAUGGUCCAGUUGGCGGUCAGGCCGACAGCCAGCCAGCCUCUGACGUCCUCAUCCUGACAACACACACACACACACACACAUACAAACCAACCGACCGACCCACCAAUUUGCCGUCCAUCCAUCCACGAGUGCGUGCGUGAGACAGACGUACGGAGAUCGACUGCGGGUACUCGUUCUGGAGCUUGCGGAGGUACAAGUCGACACACACGUUCUGGAGACACAUGACACACAGCACACAUCUCAAUGCUGUGUGUCUCUGCAAAAGUGACUCACGUUGAUGAUGGAUGCAGGGUUGGUGCGGAUGGCGAACUCCAUGGGGUCGGGGUCAUUUGGAUAGUCGAGCUGCCACUCGAAGAGGGCAUCGGGGAAGUAGUUGACGCCCGAAUACAGGGGGCCGGCGACUUGGGAGCCACCCACAGUCCUGAUGGAUGAACACACAAACAU